CAUAAAGCAAAAUUCCCAACUUGGACGAUUGCGUUGCAGGGGCUGAAGUGGGCGGAGGUGUCGACGGUGCGCGCCAUGGGGCCCGAGCUGGUGGCCCUGCUGCCCGAGCGCCACCUGUCGGCGCUGCCCGCGGUCGCCGCGGCCGACCUCCUGCGCGUUCGCCCCGACGCAGCCGGCCUGGCCGCCGGCCUGUCGCACGCCUUCACGCGCGACCCGGCGCGCCGCAGGGAGUUUCUCGAGAGGGUGUCCGGCGCCUCCCUGGGCGCCCGCGUGGAGGCGCUGCUGGGGACGUGGGCGGCCAACUCCGCGCCCAACGACACGGCCUACGAAGAGCUGGCCCUGCUGCGCCGCGCGGGCUCCGGCCUGCUGGCCUCCCUGCCCGCCGCGCGCCUGCUCGCCAUGCCGGAGGAGCGCGCCCAGGCCUACGUGUUCUCUCUGCGCGAGGUGGUGGUCGUUCGCGCGCGCGGAGGCGUCUGGCGCGUGGCGCCGCGCGCGCCCGCGGCUGUCGAAGCGCGCCUGGCCCAAAACGGCUUCCUGCUGGAGGGCGCGGCGCCGGGCGACGUGGCGACGCUGCCCGCGGGCAGCGAGGCGUGGGAGGCUCUGGCGCAGCUGUCGCCGCCCCCGCUGACCGCCCGCGCGCUGCUGCCGUCGCCCAAAUCCACGCCGCCGCCCCCGCUUAACAUCUCGCUGCGCCUGGCGCCGGCCGCGCUCGCGCAAAUGGCGCCCUCGAAAUUGCUGCGUGAAGCCUGGACGCCCGCCGGGGCGGGGCGCUCCGCGCGGCCGCCGAGGCGCCGCUGGGGUCUGCACGCGCCGCCGCGCUGCCUGCUGGCGCUGUCGGCCGAGGGCGCCCCCGCCGCCGCCGGGGCGCUGGCCUGGGCGCUGCCUCCCGCGCAGCGAGCCCAGCUGCGCGCGCCGUCGCCCGCCGCGCUCACCCACCGACUCGCCGCGCUUCUCGCGCGCAGAGAGGCGCGUGAGGGCGGCCACUCGGCGGCGGCCGGCGGCGCGUGGCUGCAGGCGCGCGGGCUGCUGCGCGGGCUGCGCGCUGGGGAGCUGCUGCGCCUGCUGCCGGAGCCGCUGCCGCAGCCGCUGCUGCUGCACCUGCUGAGCGCCUUCCCCGGCGACGCGACCGCGCCGCUGGCGCUCGCGCUGCUGGCGCGC
Molecule: messenger RNA, 1158 nt
Organism: Gryllus bimaculatus (two-spotted cricket)
Lineage: Eukaryota; Metazoa; Arthropoda; Insecta; Orthoptera; Gryllidae
Source: the annotation of a GenBank genome assembly